ACAGAGUUAGAUAUGGAGUCAUGGGUGGGGUGGUUGCUUCUUCUAUCUUUCCAUAUGUUGUUCUUUCACUUCUCAUUCUCUCAUUCCUUAUGUCAUCCUCACGAUAAACUUGUCUUGCUCCAAUUCAAAACCUCUAAUACUUUUUCUUUUGAGUCAGUAAAGACCUCUCCCUCUUAUACUGUUGCCACUGAUGCUUUUUUUCCUUAUGCUGAAUGCAGUGAUAGCUACUAUUGUGGUAAUGUUGAUCUAAAGACAGUAACAUGGGAAAAUGGAACAGAUUGUUGUUCAUGGGCUGGGGUUACUUGCCAUCCCAUUUCUGGUCGUGUCAUAGGCCUCAAUGUCUCAUGCAGUGCCCUUUAUGGUGAAAUUUCUUCUCAUAUCUCACAACUUUCCAAAUUAGAAUCACUUGAUCUCUCUCAUAAUACGGGGUUAACGUGGAAAGAAAGCAGUUGGAAGAAUUUUCUCCAAAACGCAACAUUUUUAAAGGAGCUUAUUUUGGAUGAUGUAGAUAUGACUCAAAGUUCAAUGAGGCCUCUCAAUCAGUCUACCUCUUUAGUAAGUCUUAGUCUGAGUAACACUGGAGUACGAGGAAACUUGAAAAAUGGCAUCUUAUGCUUACCAAAACUUCAACAAUUGCACUUGUCAUAUAUUCGUCACAGUCUCAAUGGCCACCAUCUUCCCAGUUUGAGUUGCAGUGCUGCUUCUCUCUCUAUAUUGGAUCUUUCAUAUAAUUAUUUUGAGGGGUCAAUCCCUGUCUUUUUCUCCAACCUCACACAUCUUACUUUCCUUGAUCUCUCACAUAACAUCUAUCUCAACGGUUCAAUUCCCUCCUCCCUCUUAUCCCUUACGAGUCUAACUUUUCUGGAUCUUGGAUUCAAUCAAUUCAGUGGCCAAAUCCCAAAUGUCUUUCUUCAGUCAAAUAGUUUUGAAAAACUAGAUUUGAGUCAUAACAAUGUAGAAGGUGAGCUACCAUCAACACUUUUAAAUCUUCAACACCUCAUUCUCUUGGAUCUUUCAAUGAAUAAAUUGAGUGGUAGAAUUCCAUUGUCAAUUCUAAAUCUUCAAUAUCUCGUUUUCUUAGAUCUUUCACAUAAUAGAUUGGAGGGUCCUCUGCCUAACAAAAUAACAAGACUAUGUGGGUUUCCAUUGUCAAAGAACUGCAACAACACUGAACAACAAUCUCCAUCUUCUCCGAGCUUCUGGCGAGAAGAGAAAUUUGAAUUUGGAUGGGAAACAGUUGUUAUAGGAUAUGGAUGUGGAGUAAUAUUUGGAAUUGGCCUUGGAAUUUUUGUAUUGUUCAUUGGAAAGCCUGAAUGGCUUGUGAAAAUGGUCGGAGGUGGUCUCCAUAAAAAGUUGAGAAGAAGGUGA
This is a messenger RNA of Vigna radiata var. radiata (mung bean), 1368 nucleotides long. RefSeq names its product probable LRR receptor-like serine/threonine-protein kinase IRK. The record is from RefSeq and is a predicted model, not a curated record. Gene Ontology annotation, molecular function: protein binding. The transcript has 3 exons. The coding region runs from base 13 to 1368 and encodes 451 amino acids. Lineage: Eukaryota; Viridiplantae; Streptophyta; Magnoliopsida; Fabales; Fabaceae.